Ambispora leptoticha is the source of this 425-nucleotide messenger RNA. Lineage: Eukaryota; Fungi; Glomeromycota; Glomeromycetes; Archaeosporales; Ambisporaceae. The record is from the annotation of a GenBank genome assembly.
GAGAUAUAGUAUCUAUCACGGGAAAAUUUGUUAUAGAAAAUUCAGAACAAUAUAUAACAAUCGCCUCAGCCACUAAAGUCGAUAAGAAAGACUCGAGUGACGAAUUUAACCUGGAAUUGAUUCCCCUUAACACUCCCCACUUAAUGUUCAACACAACGGUCAUUUGCGACUUAAAUACUAUGGGUGAAACAAUCCAUUUCGGAGUAGAAACCAAAGAGUAUAACUCCUGCACCGGAAAUCGUGAUAUUUAUAUGCCCAUUACAGUUUUCUAUCCAAUUCAACACACGAGAUUUAACCACCUUCGCGCCAAUCUUAAAAUCGGUAAACCAUUAAUGAUAUCUGGGUUCUUGCACAUUAUCAAAUCAACAACCAUCAUGGUAGAAGCGACAGAUAUUGACUACCUAAGACAAGAGAUUAAUUAUAAC